CAUCGACGCCGCGCGCGCUGCCACAGUGCUGCCAUUGAUGUCCCAACCCCACUGGCCGCCCGCCGUUGUCAAUGCCACCCCCCACACUAGCUCGUUAUAUGGUCCAGGUAUAGAACCUGAACGAUGCGGCCAAAGAAGAUGACGGCACGUUUCACACUUGUCCUGGUCCUCGGCACGCUGGUGGCCUGCCUCUCUACCGCCGCCGAGUAUGUCCGGCCUCCGCCGGGCCGGGUCAUCCUCACAGCGCACAACAAACCUGCCUCUCACCCACAGCAGGUGCACGUAUCCCUUGUCGGGGCGAACCAUAUGAGGGUAUCAUGGAUCACGGACGCCAAGCACGGGCAGACCGUGGUGGAGUACGGCAGGGCCUCCCGGAACUACACGGCAUCGGCCACCGGCGACCACACCUCCUACACCUACUUCCUCUACACCUCCGGCAAGAUCCACCACGUCACCAUCGGGCCGCUCGAUCCCGGCACGGUGUACUACUACCGGUGCGGCAUGGCCGGCGACGAGUUCUCCCUCAAGACCCCGCCCGCCGCUCUCCCCAUCGAGCUCGCCCUCGCAGGGGACCUUGGGCAGACCGAAUGGACGGCGUCAACGCUGGCGCACGUGAGCAAGACGGACUACGACGUGCUGCUUGUCCCCGGCGACCUGUCGUACGCCGACACGCAGCAGCCGCUGUGGGACACGUUCGGGCGGUUCGUGGAGAAGCACGCGAGCCGGCGGCCGUGGAUGGUCACCGAGGGGAACCACGAGGUGGAAUCCGCGGCCACGGCGCUCCCUGGCUCGCCGAGCCCGUUCGUCGCGUACAACACGCGGUGGCGGAUGCCGUACGAGGAGAGCGGCUCGCCGUCGGGGCUCUACUACUCCUUCGACGCGGCCGGCGGCGCCGUCCACGUCGUCAUGCUGGGCUCCUACGCGGGCUUCAAUUCGACCUCGGACCAGCACGCGUGGCUGGCGCGCGACCUCGCGGCCGUCGACCGGCGCGCCACACCGUGGCUCGUCGUGCUGCUGCACGCCCCGUGGUACAACACCAACGCGGCGCAUGCCGGGGAGGGCGAGGCCAUGAGGAAGGCCAUGGAGCGCCUGCUCUACGACGCCCGCGUCGACGUCGUCUUCGCCGGCCAUGUCCACGCCUACGAACGAUUCACGAGAGUGCACAACAACGAGGCGAACCCGUGUGGGCCGGUGUACAUCACCAUCGGCGAUGGCGGCAACAGGGAAGGCCUUGCAUUUGAUUUUCAGAAGAACCACAAGCUGGCGCGGCUGUCGAUGAUGAGGGAGGCGAGCUUCGGGCACGGUCGGCUGAGCGUGGUGAAUGCCACCUCGGCGCGUUGGGCCUGGCAUCGUAAUGACGACGCUGACUCCACUGUCCGCGACGAGCUCUGGCUCGAGAGCCUGGCCGCCAACGGCGCGUGCCAAAGGGGCAACCACGCCGCUGAUUCCUGGAGCGAUGAGUUGUAAUUGUAGACUGUCGCGUUACGGGCCUUCAACUUUAGGAGCACGGGUGCACGUACCUGUAGGACCGACGUAUUGUACGUUGCCGAUUUGCAAAGGGACCGGCGUCUUCCCCGGGAAAAAGAAAUGGAAAUCUAACAAGGAAGCAGAGAUCUUUUGCCUGUCAGGUGUCUUUUUAAAACAUACGACCAUAUUCUCUUUCCCCUCCAUUUCCCAAGAUAAAUUAACCAGUUUU
Messenger RNA from Brachypodium distachyon (stiff brome), 1696 nucleotides. Its product is annotated as purple acid phosphatase 22. Gene Ontology annotation, molecular function: protein binding; acid phosphatase activity; metal ion binding. The record is from RefSeq and is a predicted model, not a curated record. Lineage: Eukaryota; Viridiplantae; Streptophyta; Magnoliopsida; Poales; Poaceae. Bases 124 to 1467 code for a protein of 447 amino acids. The transcript has 5 exons.